Messenger RNA from Chelmon rostratus (copperband butterflyfish), 1796 nucleotides. RefSeq names its product alpha-(1,3)-fucosyltransferase 4-like. Gene Ontology annotation, cellular component: membrane. The transcript has a single exon. Gene Ontology annotation, molecular function: alpha-(1->3)-fucosyltransferase activity. The coding region runs from base 312 to 1478 and encodes 388 amino acids. The record is from RefSeq and is a predicted model, not a curated record. NCBI's taxonomy places the organism in Eukaryota, Metazoa, Chordata, Actinopteri, Chaetodontiformes, Chaetodontidae.
AUAGUCGGGUUGGCCCAAGAGUCCAGAUAAUACCUGCCACCUUUGUGGAGGACAGGUAGGACACUCGACAACAAUGCACGGAGAAGUUUGCAGACCAGGGGACUGUGGCAGGCUCCGGUAUCAAACCUGAUCUUAUCUUAUCUCACCAGGAACUAGAAAGACGUUGUAAGUAGGACAUCAAGGUGUGCCGGCAGGCUGGAACGCUUGGCCCGAGGGACUACGCUUCCUGAAAAAGUCUUAAUUUAUGUGCACAUAAGUGAGCAGACUGAGUUUCUAACAGGUUUCUGUAAGGUGCGCGGUGAAAGGCGUCGAUGGGAGUUGGGGCUUACGGGAGACCAGCGAACACGGCUCCCAGAGCAGACAGGCGCCCAGGUUUGUGCCAGCAGAAAAAAUGUUGCGCGCUUCUUCUCAAGGGGACCUGCUCCUCUGUGAGCAUAGCCACCGUCGGAUUCUUGUUAUUCGUGGGAGCCUGUCAGCUGUACCUGCCGGACCCGCUCGCGGUGCAGCCGGUUGUGUCUAAAGAGAACAAGACGGUGACGCUGCUGAUAUGGUCCCAUCCUUUCGGUCGACAGCGCGAACUUCCGGACUGCUUUGAGCUCUACCAGAUCAGCGGGUGCACGCUCACCGACGACGGGCGCGCGUACCCGCAGGCUGACGCUGUCGUCAUUCACCACCGGGAGGUUGCCAUCGGCAUUGUUGACCUGCCAUCGGAACCGCGGCCACGUGCGCAAAAGUGGAUAUGGAUGAACCACGAAUCCCCCACGCACACACCGUGGCUGUGGCAUUUUGAGGAUGUUUUCAACCUGACAAUGAGCUACCGGACGGAUUCCGAUAUAUUCCUGCCGUACGGGUAUCUGGUCCCCCGGGAGCACAGACCCAAAGGUCUCCUGAGCAGCGUUGGGCACCCGCUCCGCGUACCCUCGCGUUCACACCUCCUCCGGCCCCGCCUCCUGGCCUGGGUCAUCAGCAACUGGUCGGAGUCCCACGCGCGCGUGGCCUUCUACUACGAACUCCGCCAGUACCUCCAGGUGGAUGUGUUCGGGCGCGCGGGUCUGUCGUUGCCGGAGGACAGCGGCGGCGACAGCGUGGUGCGGCUGGUCGAACAGUACCAGUUCUACCUGGCGCUGGAGAACUCGCAGCACACCGACUAUAUCACGGAGAAGCUGUGGAACGCGGUGGUGGCCGGUGCCGUCCCGGUGGUCAUGGGUCCGUCCAGGCAGAACUAUGAGCGCUUCCUGCCCCCCGAGGCCUUCAUCCACGUGGACGACUUCCCCACAGUGAGCGGGCUGGCACGGUACCUGCUGAUGCUGAGGCGCAACCCGGUCCAGCUGAGGCGGCACCUGAACUGGAGAGGGAGGUACAGCGUGCACCAGCCCCUCUUUUGGGCUGAGCACUACUGCACGGCCUGCAGGGCGGUGAGGAGGACCAGAGGCAGGACUAGUGUGGUCAAAGACUUGACACGCUGGUUUCACUCGUGAGAAUGACCUCCUGUAUGACCUCCACCUGAAUGAACUGAUGGGAAAACUGAUCAUUUGUAACCAGGCUCUGCCCACCUGGUGAUGAUCAGCUAUCGAAGUUUACAACAGAAAUCUAUAUUAUAUAUAUAUUUAUUUAUCAUCGACUAUGAUUGUUUGGGAGCCUGACAGACUUUAUAUGACUUUAAUUAAAUGUGAAAUUGAAUGUGAAAAUUAAGAAUUAUGGUUUGAUUAUGGUGACUGAUUCUGAUUUUGAUGAUUCUGUCUGUUCCUGUACUCUAGACUACACCCUCAAAGUAAAGUUAUUUUUUCAAAGUUUCA